AUGGGUCUUACUCGAUCUCAAAUUCUUGAACUGAACUGUGAUUUUAAGCUGCCUUGUGAUGUAUGGUCACAUAUCAAGGAAUUGGGAAUACACAGGAAGCCUAUUACUAGGCGUGGAACAAGGGCUGGUAGGAGGAAGGACAAGAACAAGGCUGAGCAUCGUUCAGAGAGAGCCGCCGGAAAUCAUCGAGGUAAUACGAGUAGGUGUGGAUCUGUGAAAGCAUGCCUUUGGAAUAGUCAGUCAGUUCGCAACAAGAGUGUUCUACUGUGCGACUUGAUCAUCGACAAUGACUUUGACAUCGCCUUCCUAACAGAGACUUGGCUUCAACAGGAUGACCGGGUCAUCCUAGGUGAGAUUUGUCCACCUGGCUUCUCCGUUCUUAGUGUUCCUCGAAAAACUUCUUGUCGUGGUGGAGGUAUCGCUGCAGUGUAUGACAGCAAUGUAAAGCUGCAGGAUUGUUCUGAUGCCCUCCCUGAAGUAAGCUCUUUUGAGUUUGCUCUAUUCAGAAACCCACAAGUCAAUUUUCUUGUUAUCUACAGGCCUCCUUCUGGAUCUCUGCCAUCAUCAACAUUUUUUGAAGAAUUCGAGGAAGUACUCAGCUGUGCAGAUCUGCUACCGAACAGACUUGUGGUCAUGGGAGAUUUUAACUUUCACAUGGACUGUCCAAGCAAGCCUGAGGUCAGAAACUUCAACUUGUUGCUUACCUCACUUAACUUCAAGCAGCUAGUUCAAGGAUCCACUCAUCGUUUUGGACAUACCCUUGACCUCCUCAUCGUUAAGGACAGUGACACUAUCAUCCAGACAUGCUUCGUUGAUCAGAUCAUCCACUCUGAUCACUCUAUGAUAACGUUUGAUCUUGAUCUAAAGAAGCCAGUUACUUCUAGUGACGUUCGUGUUCUCAGAAAGUUUAAGUCCAUAGAUCAUGAUCUGUUCUCCAAGGAUCUUUCUAAAAGGAUAAACUCAAUCAUGGAAUGUGAUAGUAGUGACAUAGAUGAUAUUGUGCUACAGUACAACAAAGCUUGUCGUGAAGUCCUGGACACCCAUGCCCCUGCAUCAACAAGGUCAAUGUCUGUUCGGGUGAAGCCUAGCUGGUACACCGAUGAAGUGAAUGAAGCCCGACGUACCAGACGACGUGCUGAGAGACGCUGGCGCAAAGCAAAGUCAGAUGCUAAUUACAGACUUUAUAUUGAGGCCCAGCAGAAUGUAGUCGAUGUUGUUGUUUCCGCUAAGAAAGACUAUUAUCGUAACAAACUUUCUUCGUGUAAUACUAAGGACAUGUAUAAGACUGUCAACGAAUUGCUCAAUGCCAGUAGUAAUGUCCUUCCUGUGUCUCCCAGCUCUCCAGAUCUUGCUGAAAGUUUCUCAGAUCAUUUUGCCACUAUCAUACCAUGA
Messenger RNA from Lytechinus pictus (painted urchin), 1392 nucleotides. RefSeq lists its product as uncharacterized. NCBI's taxonomy places the organism in Eukaryota, Metazoa, Echinodermata, Echinoidea, Temnopleuroida, Toxopneustidae. The transcript has 2 exons. Gene Ontology annotation, molecular function: catalytic activity. The record is from RefSeq and is a predicted model, not a curated record. Bases 1 to 1392 code for a protein of 463 amino acids.